AUGGCGUCCACUGAGGACCCUGUACCUGUCUCCUCCGAUGUUGAUGUUGACAUCGAGGCUGAGAUCAAUGCCGAUGUCGAGGUUCCGCCUCCAGCUACCCCCGUAGACUCCGCCAUGCUCUCUGGAGGUGAAGAGGCUGCCAAGUCUAGCCCCGAGGCAUCCAAAGAAAAUAUCCCGAUGUCUCCUGCCAAGACUAGCGCUGGUACGCCAACAGCCAAACGUCCAAUUGCGGGCACUACAGCUACCAAGCGGCCAACCCCGACUUCGACCGCGUCGAAGACUGGAGCUACGCCAACUGCUCGCACCAGUACGAGUAGCACAUUGAACAAGCCUCCUACCCGGCCUACUACCACCACUACUGCCACUACUGCCACUCGAAAGCCUCUGAGUACUUCCACCACGUCGUCUCACCGGUCUCGUGCAUCGGUCAGUAGCUCUGCGGAUGAAAAGCCUCGGUCAAUCGCAAGCUCCGGGGAUGAGAGACGCAGCACCUUGGGGGCAGCCAAACGCACUUCUAUGGCUGCUACUCCGUCUACACGCGCUCCAUUGAAGUCAACCUCGACCCUUGACCGCAGAUCAAGUGUGGCCGGCUCAGCUUUGGAGAGAAAGACUGCGACACCUUCCACUGCUACUUCCCGUACGACUACCUCCACCAGCAGACCGGUCGGCAAACUGACAUCUUCGACCACUCCAAGUGCUCGACCAACAUCCUCCACCUCGGCUACCCGCACUACGACGACUCGCCCGACGACCGCCACUUCGACCACUUCACGUCCUGCGGCGCCUUCAACAAGGGACCCAACCAAGCGGUUGAGCACCAUCUCUAGCACAGCUUCCAGAACUGCUGGAGACUCGGAGAAGCUGCAGGCUCUGCAGGCAAAGCUCUCUGAGAGUGAGGAGACCGUCACCAACCUGAGGGCUGAGCUUGAAAUUGUUAAUGAGAAGCUGGGUCAACUCUCUAUCGCUGGGGAAGAGGCCACUAAGGGCAACACUGCCACGGAAUCCCUUCAAGCAGAGCAUGCUGCUGAAUUGGCGAAGCUGGCUUCCGCUCAUGCAGAAGAGCUUGAGUCUUUGCAGGUCCGGCUCCAGGAGGCGGAGACACAGCGUAAGGACCUGGAAAAGAGUUCUCAGAAAGAACUUGAGGCUGCUAAGCAGUUGGCUAUGGCUCAAGGUGAUGCUCAAUCCACCGCUGCUCUUGACGAACUCAAGGAAACACACCAGGCUCAGUUAGAGGUUCUUAAGAAAGAGCUUGCGGAAUACAGGGACUCUGCUGCAGCAUUUGAAAAGGAACUCGAAGCCCUGAAGAAGGACCUCGAGGCGCAGAAGACUCAGUUAACUGAAGAAAAUGCUCUGGCCCUCAACAAUCUCGAACGUGAAUUGGAGGGUCGUGACCAGGUUCUCGACAACUUGAAGGCUGAACUCAACAAGUUGGGCGCUGCGAAGGACGAAGAAAUCCAGGCCGAGAAGGAUGCUGCAGAGAAGUCUACUUCAGCUCUUCGCGAGCAAAUUGCUUCAUUGGAAGCCAAGAUCGCUGAGUCCGAGUCCAACACUCAGCACAAUUCAGAGGAAACAACAAACUCCCUAGCCAAGAAGGAUCAGGAGAUCGCCGAUCUCAAGCAGAGCCUCGCCCAAAUUCAAGCAGACCUUGAAGAGGCACAGGCUGCGUCCGCUAAUGCCCUCAGCGCCAAGGUCAAGGAAUUGGAGGCCGCUCACGAGGCCGCCAUUGCUAACGUGAAAGCCGAGCAUGAUCAGGCUUUGAGCUCCCUUUCCGCCUCGCAUGCGAAAGAACUUACUGUUGCCAAGGCUGCUGCGGAAUCUACCGGUUCCGAGCACUCUCAGCAACUGCAAGAGCUGCGUGAUGCAUUGGAAGCCGCCAGGACUGCUGCCCAAGGGGAGAUCGAGAAUGCUAUUUCAGAGCUCAAGGCUGCCCAUGAGCUUGAGCUCAAGUCUCUUAUGCCGAGACUGGAGGAGUCUGAGAAAGCGCUGAAUGAGUCUCGUCAUGCUUUGGAAGGUCAUGCCGCUGCGCGGGAGUCUGCCAUUCAAGAAGUUGAGGCUCUUCGUCAGAAAGUUGGAGCCCUGGAGCCACAGGUCUCCAGCGGCGCCGGUAAGAUCAACGCUCUUCAGCAAGAGGUUCAAAGCAAGCAGACCGAAGCUGAGGAGCUGUACCGCAGCUUGAAGAACCUCGAGGGAGAGUCCAAGUCGAGGGAUGUCGAGAAGGAGAACAAACUAAAGAGUCUGCAAGACAAGGCCGCUGAGGCUACUCGGCUUCUUGAAGAGCACACCGCAAAGGCAGCUUCGGCGUCUGAGCAGCACGCUCGGGACAUCGCGGCUCUUAAGGCCCAACACGCCGCCGAGUUGGCACAGGUUACAAAUGAAACUUCCGGUUCUCACGCAGAUGCCCUCCGUGAGCUCCAGCAGCAGCAUGACGAGCUUUUGACAAAGAACCGCGAAUUGGAGUCAAACCAUGCGAACCACGCUUCUCGGGUCGAAUCGCUCGAGGCUGAGUUGAAGUUGGUUCAAGAACGCCACGCUGGAGACAUUGCGACUCACACCCAGUCUCGCGAGAUCGAGGCUGCCGAGCUUCAGAAACAACUUCAGGAAUCCCAAGCCAAGGCUCAGGCCGAGGUUGAAGCAUUGCAAGCCUCCGCCGCUGCCAACAGUGAUGCUCAUUUAAAGGAGAUUUCUGAGCUGCAGAAAAGCUUUGAGGAGACCAAGGCUCAGUUGCAGGCUGAGAUUGAAGCUGUCAAGAACUCAAAGGCUGCUGAUGCUGAUGCCGAGCACGGAAAGGCCAUUGAAGAGCUUCUCACUGUCCAGGAAGCUAAAUUGGCUAACUUGAGAGAGGAGCUUGAUGCAUCUCACGAGGCUAGACUUGGUGAUUUGCAGAAGAUCCACGAGGUUGCCUUGGGUAAGGUCAAUGAGCAACUCUCCCAGGCCAGGGCAGCUGCACAGGAUACAUCUGUCAUCGAUAGCCUGACAGCCACUGUGAGCGAGCUUGAACAGAAACUGGCUGCUUCGGAGAAGACCCAUGUCACAUUCCAAGAAUCCGCGGCCACCACUUCGCGUGAGAUUCAGGAUAAGCAUGCCGCCGAGGUUGCCAAACUCCAGGCUCAGCACUCGGAGCUUGCGGCCAAGCAUGAUGCCGCUCUUUCCCAAGUGGGAGAGCUUCAAAAAUCUCUCGCCGCCUCCGGCGGCAAGACCUCGGAGCUGGAAUCCAUCAUGAAACAGCUUUCUCAGUCUCAAGAAGAGAUUACUUCUUUGAAGGCAAAGCACACCGCUACCAGCCAAGAGCUUGAGGAAACUCGAGCUGUGAACAAGACCAUCGAAGAAAGACUUGCCGCCGGUGAGCAGAACUUGAACGACCAAAUCGAUAAGAACAUGGCUCUUCUCAAUCAGCUGGGUGAUCUCGACUCAAAGAUUUCCGCUGGCCGGCGACGAGUCCGCGAGCUUGAGGCGGACGUGGCUACCCUGAGAGCAGGAGGCAAUUUGGGCGCAGAAAAAGACAAGAGCUCCUCAUCGGGCUUGGAGUCAAGCCGAUGGGCAUCAGCGGAUGAUGGUAGUGAGCAAGCUGAAGAUGGAGGUCCAGCCACAACAGAAGGUGAGCUUGGUUCAUCCAUCGAGGGAACGAUGGCAAGCAUUCAGGAACAGCUUAAGCACAUUCGAUCGGCAAACGAUGAGUGGUAUGAUGAGCAUCGCAGACUCAUCGGAGAAUUGUCUCAGCUCUCCCGACGAGCCACUCCCAAUCCUCCCAGCCAGACGUCAACACCCGGUCCUGAAAUCGCAGUAACCGCUCCUGAGUCUGUGAGCAGUCGUGUUUCCGCCGCCAGGUAA
Messenger RNA from Penicillium longicatenatum, 3828 nucleotides. Its product is annotated as M protein repeat protein. NCBI's taxonomy places the organism in Eukaryota, Fungi, Ascomycota, Eurotiomycetes, Eurotiales, Aspergillaceae. Gene Ontology annotation, cellular component: Golgi apparatus. The transcript is spliced from 3 exons. Bases 1 to 3828 code for a protein of 1275 amino acids. The record is from RefSeq and is a predicted model, not a curated record. Gene Ontology annotation, molecular function: small GTPase binding. Gene Ontology annotation, biological process: Golgi vesicle transport.